AUCUGAAAACGACAGACGACCCACGAUGACACAGCACUUAAAAUUGCUGCUAGAUUGUCCUGUUGUAAUUGCUGCCGUUCUUGUGUGUGGUAUUGGUGGAACAUUUCAAUAUGGAUACAGCAUGUCUGUGAUGACCUCUCCCUCUGAUUUUAUAAAGGAGCUGGUGAACAAAACCUGUGAGCACAGAUACGGUCUCUCCCUGGAGCCAUGGCAGCUCUCACUCAUAUGGUCUUUCACAGUGUCCAUUUUCUGUAUUGGGGGUUUACUGGGGUCGCUGGCAGCUGGUCCACUGGCAUCAAAAUUUGGCAGAAAGCGAUGCCUGUUGUUAAACAAUUUUGUGGCUAUGUUUGGAGCUGUGUUGAUGCUCUUGAGUAAAACAGCCAUGUCUUUUGAGAUGAUCAUGGCAGGGCGAUUUCUCUAUGGCAUUAAUUCAGGAUUCAGUCUUUUACUUCAUGUGAUGUACCUCAUUGAAUGCACUCCCCGCAAGCUGAAAAGUAUGGUUGGCGUGACCGUUGGUUCCUUCAUGUCUUUGGGGAAGUUCACUGGUCAGCUGCUGGGGAUCAGUGAGUUGCUUGGCACAGAGACGUUGUGGCCCUGGCUGCUUGGUUUCAGUGGUUUCAUUGCGUUGUUUCAACUCCUCACCCUGUUCUUCCUGCCAGAAUCCCCCAGCUUUCUGUUGUUGGACAGAGGAGACCAUCAGGCCUGUGAACAAGCUUUAAAGCAGCUCUGGGGCAACAAGGACUACAGCAGAGAGGUAGAGGAGAUGUUGGAAGAGAAAGCUGCCCUGCAAAAUGUUCGCAACUACUCAGUGUUGGAGCUGAUUCAGAACAAAACAGUCCGCUGGCAGCUGAUGACUGUCUGUGUAAUGUUCACCACAAUACAGCUGUGUGGUGUCAAUGCUGUGUACUUUUAUUCUUUUGAUGUGUUUCGUGCAGCAGGAAUCCCAGAAGACAAGUUACGAUAUGCAGCCUUGGGGACAGGGCUCUGUGAAGUGUCCACCACUGUAGCCUGUUUCACGAUUAUUGAGAGAACAGGAAAAAAAGCCCUGUUGUUCAGAGGGUACACAGGAAUGUCUUUGGUACUGAUUCUCCUCACCAUCACUGUGUACUUGCAAACUCAGGUCUCCUGGAUGCCGUACUGCAGCAUGGUCCUCAUUUUCCUCUUUAUAUUCUUUUUUGCCUCUGGUCCAGUUGGAGUAACACCUCCUCUUCCAGGGGAUGUCUUUGCUCAGGCUUUCAGAUCAGCUGCAUACACAAUCGCUUGGACAAUCAACUGGGGUGGCCUGUUUUUGCUUGGGAUGGUCUUCCCCAUCAUAGUGGAGAAACUGGAUUACUUCUGCUUUCUUAUUUUUCUCUUUUUUUGCCUCGGCUGUGCGAUUUAUGUGAAAUUCAACGUCCCUGAGACCAAAAAUAAGACGCCGCUGGAGAUCGCUGCAGAGUUUGAGAAGAUGCACUGCAAACCCAAACUGAAAGACUUCACUGAGAAGAAAGUCAGUGGAAUCAUAUCAUAUGAAACCAAACUGUGA
Archocentrus centrarchus (flier cichlid) is the source of this 1525-nucleotide messenger RNA. RefSeq names its product solute carrier family 2 member 11, like (gene slc2a11l). Gene Ontology annotation, cellular component: plasma membrane. Gene Ontology annotation, molecular function: D-glucose transmembrane transporter activity. The record is from RefSeq and is a predicted model, not a curated record. The transcript is spliced from 12 exons. Bases 26 to 1525 code for a protein of 499 amino acids. Gene Ontology annotation, biological process: dehydroascorbic acid transport. Lineage: Eukaryota; Metazoa; Chordata; Actinopteri; Cichliformes; Cichlidae.